Danio rerio (zebrafish) is the source of this 2100-nucleotide messenger RNA. Lineage: Eukaryota; Metazoa; Chordata; Actinopteri; Cypriniformes; Danionidae. The record is from RefSeq and is a predicted model, not a curated record.
GCCUGAGAAUAUACGGGUUGACUAGCCUACAUUACCCAGAAUGCGCGCUGGCUAGGUGUCCUGCGCAUGGGCCCGUUUGUGCUGUGUAAUGUUAGCUGAUACAGUGGACAGUGGAGGUCAUUUGACGAGCCGAUGAUGAUGAUUAUUAAUCAGUCAGUGAGAGAACACAAUCGCGCGCUCACGACGGGAGCGAGUAUCGAGCGCGCGUCCGCUGAGGUGCGCGCGGAGCGUCGAUUUAAGUGGCAGGCCCGUGCAGGAGCGGACUGAAGCGGCAUCAUGGCACCACAGCAGCCCGGCAACCUGCGCGUCUUCUCCCUCAACUGCUGGGGUAUUCGUUUCCUCAGUAAGCUCUGUGCGCAGCGGUAUGAGAUGAUUGGGGAGUUGCUGGGCCGAGAGCAGCACGACAUCGCACUCUUGCAGGAAGUGUGGAGUGAAAGAGAUUUCCUGUUCCUGAAGAGAAAGCUCUCCUGCUCUCAUCCUUACACACACUAUUUCAAGAGUGGGGUCAUUGGCAGUGGUCUUGCUGUGUUUUCCAAACACAGAAUCCAGGAUGCUCUGCUUUACCAGUACUCUCUCAAUGGAUAUCCAUAUAUGCUAAGCCAUGGCGACUGGUUUGGAGGUAAAGCAGCUGGACUGGUCAUUGUAGAGGUUUUUGGGUUAAAGGCACACGUCUACGUUACUCACUUACAUGCCGAGUACUCCAGGGCUCAAGAUGGAUACCUGCCUCACAGAAUAGUGCAGUCGUGGGAACUGCAGCAGUUUGUGCGCCACACAUCCCAUGGAGCAGAUCUGGUGAUUUUGGGAGGGGAUCUAAACAUGCACCCUCAGGACCUUGGAAACCGUCUUCUCAGGUCCCACACUGGACUCAGAGACUGCUAUACUGAAACAGAUAAGUUUGAUGGCUGUGAAGAUGGCCACACACUAAUAGCAAACAAUCACUUCACAAAGAAGCAGGAUCUCAUUCCUUUUGAGAAGGGCAUCAGGAUUGACUAUAUUCUCAUCAAGGGCUCUCAGAGAGUGAGCGUGAAAUGUGAGUCUCUGUCCACCACCAAGGGUUCAGUGUCUGAUAAACCCUUUCCAUAUUCUGACCAUGAAGCUCUGAUGGCCGAUCUGAACCUGCUGAGCUCACAGGACUGCACUGAUGCACCGCCUGCAUCAGAUCAAAUGGAUGUAGUCUCGGAGGCGCGUGCGGUGGUGAAGGAAGGCCUGGGUAAAACCGAGGCGCUGCGGGAUCGAUCUCUGCACCUGAUGUUUGCUGGUCUACUUCUUCUACUGCUGGUCUUGUGCUCCAGCAGCUUCUUCUCCUUCAGCGCUGCAGGGUUUCUGGGAGCCGUGUGUGUGUUUAUACUGCUGUCUGGGGCUCUGCUGUACAUGCUCUUCACGACACACAUCAAAGUCCUGAAAGAGACUGAAGACCAGAUGAUGCUCCGCUCGCAAAACCUCCAGACCAAACUGACUGGAUGCAGAGUCUCUGGAUCUUCAUCUUCUUUUCACGCUUCUCCAGAAAUCCAACCGUCGAGUCCUUUCAAACGGGAGGAAUAAGGUUGACCGUAUAGUAAGUGCUGGUCCAGGAUCAGGUUACUGGUUUUCAGUGUUACAUGGUAAAGUGCAACAGUCGGUUCCGGAAGUAAAAACUCAUUGGUUUUCUCCGUAGGGAAAGGGAUAAGCUUUAAAUACAGGUCUAGAGCUUUUUAAGUCAUCUGUUCAUUAUUUUAAUGUAUAUUUUUAAGUAUUAUUAUUAAAACUGUAAAAAUUUAUGGUGAAAAAGCAACAUUAUCCAGCAUGCUGUAGAGAAAAUGACAACAAUCAGUUGUAUAUUAAAGAAUAUUAUAGGGAUAGUUCACCCAAAAAUGACAAUUUACUCACUUCUUUAGUGGUCGCAACCUUUUAUGAUAAUAUUUAUUAUAAUGAACACAAAAGAAAGAACUGUCACUUUAAGAGGUCAUUUGAAAACUUCUAUUUGAAAUGUCUCUCUGAAUCUAUUUAUACUGUAUAUAUACACACGCACUCAGCGGCCACUUUAUUAGGUACACCUGUCCAACUGCUUGUUAACUCAAAUUUCUAAUCAGCCAAUCUCAUGGCAGCAACUCAUGGUCAAAA